Messenger RNA from Ectocarpus sp. CCAP 1310/34, 616 nucleotides. The record is from the annotation of a GenBank genome assembly. NCBI's taxonomy places the organism in Eukaryota, Phaeophyceae, Ectocarpales, Ectocarpaceae.
CCGCACAGACAGACCGCACCAGACCACACCAGGGCGAGUAGCGACGGGAAGGAUGUCGACCAACGCAGUCCGCCAAAGCUCGAGGACCGUAGCCCCCUCUUUCAAAGUUCGUGAUAGGGUUAGCGACGACCAGGAGACUUAUUUUCUGGCAGCAGGGCAGCGGAAGGCUAGGGAACUGGAGGAGUUCGGCGGAGAAGAGUCGAGAGACAGCAGUGGCGGCUCUGGCAACCCACCUCCUCCUGCUGGUGGUCUUGAGGAGGAUGGAGUACAGAUCCUGUCGACACCGCGUGGCAAUGUGCAGGCUAAGCCACCAAGGAAGGGCAAGUGGACGCUUCCAUGCAUGAUCCGCGUUGCUGAGAAGGGGCUCAAGUGUCAAUGCUGGCAGGUUAGAGGUCGCAAGGAAACGGUGCCGCAGCAGUGGCUGGAGGCCGACAAGGAGAUACGGGGGAAGCUCCGUGGAACAUCAUGUUCGAGGGAAUCAGUGACACUGCGAUCAUCUCCAAAUUCACCGCCGUGGUUUCCGAGAAGACUGGAGCAGAGAAUAAGGCCGCGGCCACGACCGGCGGGGGGGAAGACGGCUCGGAAAACCUUGGCGAAGAUGAGAUUAAGCUGGUGA